CUUCUUCUUUUGGCGCAGUAAUUGGUAGUUGGCGGAUAUCCCAAAGUUGCUAACCGAAGCAGAGUCUCUCCACACUCUGUUGAAAUCGCCUAAUUUCAUUUUUUCCCCAGUUUUGCCUCACACACAAAUAUAUACACACAUACGCAAAAAACUCAUGAUGCAUCAUUGCUCAAUUACGAAACCCACUUUCUCAAUUUCGAUCUCGACCCAGAAGCUUCAUCAUCAUUCCAGUAAAUUCUUGAAUUUGGGUUUCAGAAUCCGAUGCGAAUCCGGGGAUGUUUCGUCGCCAUUGCGGACCAAGGCGGUGUCUUUGUCGUCGGAGAUGGAGGAUUCGUCGUCCUUGAAGAAGAGUUUGAUGGAGUUAGAAGGGAAGAAGAGUGAGCCUUACCCAGGAGGAAUGCCGAAGAUGGGUCCAUUCACAGGGAGAGAUCCGAAUGUGAAGAAACCUGCUUGGUUGAGACAGAAGGCACCACAAGGCGAAAGGUUUCAGGAGGUGAAAGAGUCCCUUUCUCGUCUCAAUCUCAAUACUGUUUGUGAAGAAGCUCAGUGUCCUAAUAUCGGCGAGUGUUGGAAUGGAGGUGGUGAUGGUGUAGCAACUGCAACCAUCAUGGUUCUUGGUGAUACUUGUACUCGUGGCUGUAGAUUCUGUGCUGUUAAAACAAGUAGAAAUCCUCCUCCUCCUGACCCAAUGGAACCAGAGAACACUGCCAAGGCCAUAGCCAGUUGGGGUGUAGACUACAUAGUUAUUACCAGCGUAGACCGUGACGAUAUACCUGAUGGUGGAAGUGGACAUUUUGCGCAGACUGUCAAAGCUAUGAAGAGACAUAAGCCGGAUAUAAUGAUAGAAUGCUUAACUUCUGAUUUUCGUGGGGAUUUGGAGGCUGUCGACACUCUUGUGCACUCGGGAUUGGAUGUUUUUGCUCACAAUGUCGAGACUGUGAAAAGGCUCCAGCGACUUGUGAGGGAUCCUAGGGCUGGAUAUGAGCAGAGCAUGUCAGUUUUGAAACAUGCAAAGAUCAGCAAACCUGGAAUGAUCACAAAGACAUCCAUAAUGCUUGGUCUUGGAGAAACAGACGAAGAGUUGAAGGAAGCAAUGGCUGAUCUAAGAGCUAUAGAUGUUGAUAUUCUAACACUUGGCCAGUAUCUACAGCCAACUCCAUUGCAUCUGACUGUGAAAGAGUAUGUCACACCUGAGAAGUUUGAUUUCUGGAAAACAUACGGAGAAUCAAUAGGAUUUCGUUAUGUUGCAAGUGGUCCACUGGUAAGAUCUUCAUAUAGAGCAGGAGAGCUUUUUGUUAAGACAAUGGUGAAAGAAAGCUACUCUAAAUCCUUGUCUUAAUAACAACAAUGGCUACUAUAAUGCCAAAAAUGAUUGCUGAGACCACAAAGCCUUCUUCCUAUCUUUUUUGUUUGUUUCUUUUAAUAGACUUCAUUUAUUUUGGUAAUUGAUUUGGAAACCAUUGUGGAUAUAUAAAAGUUUAUAUAUACUAGUUUUGUGUUAUUAUAAAAUCCUGCCAAUAAUAUCUGGAAAUUGUCUCAAG
This is a messenger RNA of Arabidopsis thaliana (thale cress), 1541 nucleotides long. Its product is annotated as Radical SAM superfamily protein. The transcript has 7 exons. Lineage: Eukaryota; Viridiplantae; Streptophyta; Magnoliopsida; Brassicales; Brassicaceae. The record is from RefSeq and is marked reviewed. The coding region runs from base 155 to 1339 and encodes 394 amino acids. Gene Ontology annotation, biological process: protein lipoylation; lipoate biosynthetic process. Gene Ontology annotation, cellular component: chloroplast. Gene Ontology annotation, molecular function: 4 iron, 4 sulfur cluster binding; iron-sulfur cluster binding; sulfurtransferase activity.